This is a messenger RNA of Corylus avellana, 1992 nucleotides long. RefSeq names its product ATP-dependent 6-phosphofructokinase 3. Gene Ontology annotation, molecular function: 6-phosphofructokinase activity; ATP binding. Gene Ontology annotation, biological process: fructose 6-phosphate metabolic process; glycolytic process. NCBI's taxonomy places the organism in Eukaryota, Viridiplantae, Streptophyta, Magnoliopsida, Fagales, Betulaceae. The record is from RefSeq and is a predicted model, not a curated record.
CACAUGCCGCCCCCCAUCACCGAACAACGGCCUACAAAUAUGUGCGUAGCUACCCUGUCCUGCACUUCCAUCAAGCUCCAUGGACUCCCCAAUCUCUAGCUCCGCUUCCCUUGCCGCUCCCAGGCUCCGGUGCUUCGACCCCUCUUCCUCCCCCAACCACAGCCCUCGCCACUUCUCCACCUCCUCCAGGAAUGGGUCUAUGGAAAAUUUGACCUACUCCGAGCCCAAAAUUGUCACUGGCGAAGCUGGUUACGUUCUCGAGGAUGUUCCACACUUCACCGAUUACAUACCUGACCUCCCUACAUAUCCGAAUCCAUUACAAGACAAUCCUGCCUAUUCGGUUGUUAAGCAGUAUUUUGUUAAUAUGGAUGAUACUGUUGCCCAAAAGAUUGUUGUUGAGAAGAAUAGUCCAAGAGGGACACAUUUUCGCCGUGCUGGACCUCGUCAAAAGGUGUAUUUUGAAUCAGAGGAAGUGCAUGCAUGCAUUGUAACAUGUGGUGGCCUAUGCCCUGGUCUGAAUACAGUGAUUAGGGAAAUAGUGUGUGGGUUAUACCACAUGUACGGUGUUCACAAAGUUCUUGGGAUAGAGGGAGGAUACAGAGGUUUUUAUGCCCGAAAUACAAUUCCUUUGACACCAAAAGUGGUGAAUGACAUCCAUAAACGUGGUGGCACAAUCCUUGGGACUUCACGAGGAGGCCAUGAUACCUUUAAAAUUGUUGACAGCAUUCAGGACCGGGGCAUUAAUCAGGUUUACAUAAUUGGAGGAGAUGGAACUCAGAAAGGGGCUUCAGUGAUUUUUGAGGAAAUUAGAAGGCGUGGCCUUAAAGUUGCAGUGGCAGGAAUACCAAAGACAAUCGAUAAUGACAUUCCGGUUAUAGACAAGUCCUUUGGUUUUGACACUGCUGUUGAGGAGGCUCAACGAGCUAUUAGUGCAGGCCAUAUUGAAUCAGAAAGCUUUGAGAAUGGUAUUGGUCUCGUCAAGUUAAUGGGCCGCUACAGUGGAUUCAUAGCAAUGUAUGCUACUCUUGCUAGCCGAGAUGUGGACUGUUGCUUGAUUCCAGAGUCACCCUUUUAUCUUGAAGGACCCGGUGGACUCUUUGAAUUCAUUGAGAAAAGACUCAAAGAACAUGGGCACAUGGUUAUAGUAAUAGCUGAGGGCGCAGGACAAGAGCUUGUUUCGGAAAGCUUGCGCACCACAGACCAGCAGGAUGCUUCCGGAAAUAAGCUACUCCAGGAUGUGGGUCUGUGUAUAUCUCAGAAGAUUAAGGAUCACUUCAAAAGGAAGAAGAUGGUUAUAAAUCUCAAAUAUAUAGAUCCCACUUACAUGAUCCGUGCCGUUCCGAGCAAUGCGUCUGAUAAUGUCUACUGCACCCUCCUUGCACACAGUGUCAUUCAUGGUACAAUGGCAGGGUAUACGGGCUUCAUAAGUGGCCCUGUUAAUGGGAGACAUGCUUACAUACCAUUCCACCGAGUGCUCAAGGAGAAACAGAACAAGGUUGUGAUAACUGACAGGAUGUGGGCAAGGUUACUGUCUUCAACCAAUCAGCCGAGCUUCUUGGACCAUAAAGAUGUCAUGGAGGAUGAUAAAGAGAAAGUAGGACAAACCCAACUAGUAAAUGGGAAGAGCCAUUUAGGAACAACAACAGCUAAGCCUAGAGACAUUGAGAACAGAGAGGAACCACCAACCCCUUUAGCAAAUGGGAUCAACCGUAUAGAAGCUACAAUUGCGAUGGAAAAAGACUAGCAGCAGCUCAGUCCAAUUUUAGCAGCUGCUAGUUUGGAGUUUCUGUGUUUCCGGGUUUUUGUUUCCUCUGGAAGAGCAUUUUGAUAAUAGUUAUACCAAGUGCACCCUGCCAUGGAUGGGGGCUACGUGUGCUUGUUCACACCAUACUGUCAGUCUGUCAUAAAGGACCAUUGUAAGUUAUUCUGAGCAGUGGUUCUGGUAGUAUUACUUUGAGAAUGUAUAAGAAUUUCCGGGCAUUUCAAGCACUA